AAACAAAUGCAGCCGGGUUUGGUACGUGGACUUUGGUUUUCGCUAUAAAUGGAGUUGGGUGGGUAGCCCCCAUUCAUCAUUUCGUUUCAUCAGCUGCAUCUCACCUAAAAUCAAGUCGCCCGGUUGGCUAGAGGAAGGGGAGAAGCAAAAAGAAUGGAGAAGAGCAGAGUCCUGAUCGUGGGUGGCUCCGGGUACAUAGGGAGGAGGUUGGUGAAGGCAAGCUUGGCGCUCGGCCACCCCACCUACGUUCUCCAGAGGCGGGAGAUUGGCCUAGACAUCGAGAAGAUUCAAAUUCUGCUGGACUUCAAGCAGCAGGGGGCGCGUCUUGUGGAGGCUUCAUUUUCCGACCACCGGAGCCUCGUCGAUGCCGUGAAGCUCGUCGAUGUAGUCGUCUGUGCCAUGUCCGGUGUCCAUCACCGCGGCCACAGUAUCUUGAUGCAACUAAAGCUCAUUGAUGCCAUCAAAGAAGCCGGGAACAUUAAGAGAUUUGUACCUUCUGAGUUUGGAAUCGAUCCUGCUCGCAUGGCAGAUGCCCUUUCACCUGGUAGGAACACUUUUGAUGAGAAGAUGGUCGUGAGGAAGGCGAUUGAGGACGCCGGUAUCCCCCACACCUACGUCUCUGCCAACUGCUUUGCCGGAUACUUCGUCGGAGCCCUGUGCCAGCUCAGGCCCCUUAUACCAACAAGGGAUCGCGUCCAUUUGCAUGGGGAUGGCAGCGUUAAAGCUGUAUUUGUGGACGAGGAUGACGUCGGCACAUACACAAUCAAGGCCGUUGAUGAUCCCCGGACUCUCAACAAGACACUUUAUAUCCGGCCGCCAGAGAACGUCAUGUCUCAAAUGGAACUGGUGAAGAAAUGGGAGAAACUCAUAGGGAAACAAUUAGAGAAGAUUUCCAUCUCUGAAGAGGAGUUCCUGGCUUCAAAGAAAGCUGCAGACGAGAUAGUGCAGGCAGGAAUGGAUCAUUUCUACCACAUAUUCUAUGAAGGUUGCCUUACCAACUUUGAAAUCGGAGAGGAUGGAGCAGAGGCCUCCAAGUUGUACCCUGAAGUUGUGUAUACAAGGGUUGAAGAUUAUCUAAAACGCUAUCUAUGAUGCACCUGUAUGUGCCUGUGUACUCUAUGGAAUGGAAGAAGAAAGAAUGCGACCAAUCUGAUCACAAGGCUAAGGAAAAUUUGGGUACCAUCCAUAGUACUGCUUAAAGCUGUAUGUUGCUUUUGUUAUGAUCUUGUGGUGUACUGAGAUCUUGAUCUCUAUGUUAAUCAUGUUAAUCUUCAAACCAGUCAUAUCACUGAUACUCUUUAUACUACGAUUAAAAACAUACCGUGAUUUUUUUU
This is a messenger RNA of Nymphaea colorata (pocket water lily), 1334 nucleotides long. Its product is annotated as isoflavone reductase homolog. The transcript has 4 exons. The record is from RefSeq and is a predicted model, not a curated record. Bases 154 to 1092 code for a protein of 312 amino acids. Gene Ontology annotation, molecular function: oxidoreductase activity. NCBI's taxonomy places the organism in Eukaryota, Viridiplantae, Streptophyta, Magnoliopsida, Nymphaeales, Nymphaeaceae.